GCGAGUUGACAUGGCUUGACUGAUCUCUGCGGGAAGUUUCAGGAAAUGCAACAGGUGGAAGCGCAGAGAGAAUGAACUGUGAACUACUCGCUCGUUAGCGUCCCGGGCUAGCUGCUGUGUAGCCGACUUGAAGGUUCCUGUGGGCGUCGGGCAGGGAAACUACAGCGCUCUGUUUGAAACGUCCCCUCAGGUCAGGUGUCAGUGGCAUCAUGGAUGACAACAACCUGAAUGACUCCAAUGUGAAAGUCGCUGUUCGAGUGCGACCGAUGAACAGGAGAGAAAAAGACCUGAAGACAAAAUGUGUGGUGGAAAUGGACGGGAACCAGACAGUUUUGCACCCAGCUAUUACGAAUGUAAACAAAGGAGACCCCAGGAGUCAGCCAAAGGUUUUUGCUUAUGACUACUGCUUCUGGUCGAUGGAUGAAUCUCAAAACGACAAGUUUGCAGGUCAGGAUGUAGUCUUCCAGUGCCUUGGGGAGAGUCUGCUGGACAACGCCUUCAUGGGCUACAAUGCCUGCAUCUUUGCUUACGGACAGACAGGCUCUGGGAAGUCUUACACCAUGAUGGGCUCUGCAGAGCAUCCUGGUUUGAUCCCUCGGCUCUGCAGCUCCCUGUUCAGUAGGACGGUGCAGGAGGCCCGAGAGGGAGAGAGCUUCACUGUGGAGGUGUCCUACAUGGAGAUAUACAACGAGAAGGUCCGAGACCUGCUGGACCCUAAAGGAAAUCGACAAACACUGAGAGUGAGAGAGCACAAAGUCUUUGGACCUUACGUUGAUGGCCUCUCUCGCCUGGCUGUGGCUAGCUACAAGGACAUCGAGUCUCUGAUGUCGGAGGGAAAUAAAUCUCGCACAGUGGCAGCCACAAAUAUGAAUGAAGAGAGCAGCAGAUCCCACGCUGUGUUCAACAUCAUUCUCACUCACACGCUUAUAGACCUCCAGUCCGGGACUAGUGGAGAAAAGGUGAGCAAACUGAGUCUGGUGGAUCUCGCCGGCAGCGAGCGGGCAGCAAAGACCGGAGCAGCAGGAGAGAGGCUAAAAGAAGGGAGCAACAUCAAUAAGUCUCUGAGCACUUUGGGUCUAGUAAUCUCAGCCUUGGCUGACCAGGGAGCUGGAAAAAACAAGAACAAGUUUGUUCCCUACAGAGACUCUGUGCUCACCUGGCUGCUCAAGGAUAGCUUAGGAGGAAACAGCCGCACAGCCAUGGUGGCCACCAUCAGCCCUGCUGCCGACAAUUACGAUGAAACACUGUCCACCCUGCGUUAUGCUGACAGAGCUAAGAGCAUCGUCAACCACGCUGUGGUCAACGAAGACCCCAAUGCCAGGAUUAUCAGAGAGCUCAGAGAAGAAGUGGAGAAACUCAGGGAGCAGCUGACUGAGGCUGAGUCUAUGAAAGCUCCUGAGCUGAAGGAGCGACUGGAGGAGUCAGAGAAACUGAUCCAGGAAAUGACAGUGUCCUGGGAGGAGAAAUUAAGGAAGACAGAGGCUAUUGCACAGGAGCGUCAGAAGCAGCUGGAAAGUCUGGGCAUUUCUCUCCAGUCCUCUGGGAUCCGAGUGGUGGAUGACAAGUGUUUCCUAGUCAACCUUAACGCUGAUCCUGCCCUGAAUGAGCUGCUGGUCUACUAUCUGAAGGACCACACUCGUGUUGGCUCAGCUAACUCACAGGACAUCCAGCUGUGUGGGAUGGCCAUCCAAGCUGAACACUGUGUGAUUGAUAUUACGGAGAGCAAUGGAGUGGUGCUUACUCCUCACCGCAAUGCACGAACAUGUGUGAAUGGUGCUGCAGUCACCAGUCCAGUCUCACUUCAUCAUGGUGACCGUAUCCUGUGGGGGAACAACCACUUCUUCAGGAUCAACCUGCCCAGGUCCAUGGCUCAGGCAGCAGGUGAUGAGGAAGACGGCGGUGCUGCAAUGAAGAUGUGUCUGAGCACUGACCAGCUGGAGGUGGACUUUGAUGCAUCCAGUGAUGUGUCCAGUGAGCUGAGCUUCAGCUACGAGUUCGCCCAGGCUGAAGUCAUGAUUAAAGGCAUGGGCAACAACGACCCCCUGCAGUCUGUGUUGCAGACCCUGGAGAGGCAGCAUGAGGAGGAGAAGCGCUGUGCCCUGGAGCGACAGAGGCUCAUGUAUGAGCAGGAGCUCCAGCAGCUCCGCCGACGUCUUACUCCAGAGAAACCCUCUAAUCUCCUGGACCCGGCAGGCCUUCUGCCCAGCGGAGCUGCAGCUGGAACUUCACCCACCUCUCAUAAACGCAUGCGGCGCUGGAGCGAGGACAGAGAAGCGAUGAUGACUCGCAGCCUGAGGCGCCUGAGGGAGCAGAUAGUGAGGGCUAAUCUGAUGGCACAGGAGGCUGGCUUCAUCGCAGAGGAACUCAACAAGAGGACAGAGUACCUGGUCACUCUGCAGAUACCUGCAGCCAACCUGAAUGCCAACAGAAAGCGGGAUGUGGUGCUGAGUGAGCCGGCCAUCCAGGUUCGUCGUAAAGGAAAAGGGAAGCAGAUCUGGGCUCUGGAAAAGAUGGAGAACAGGCUGGUGGACAUGAGAGAGCUCUACCAGGAGUGGAAGGACUUCGAUGAGGACAACGCUGUGAUGCGGUCUUAUUUCAAACGUGCGGACCCGUUCUUCGAUGAACAGGAGAACCACAGCCUGAUCGGCGUGGCAAAUGUUUUCCUGGCUUGCCUGUGCUAUGACGUCAAGCUUCAGUAUGCAGUACCAAUCAUCAACCAGAAGGGAGAGGUCGCAGGUCGGCUGCAUGUGGAGGUGUGGCGAGGUACAGAGGGCUCUGAGGACGAUGGUCUGGGUCAGUCUUUCAACCAGCAAAACAACACAGACAGAGAUUCACAGGAGCGCAAGCUGAACUGUGUGAUCAAAAUCCUCCAGGCCAACGGUCUGCCUCGUCACCUCUCCAACUUUGUCUUCUGUCAGUACCAUUUCUGGGGGCAGGAGGAGGCAGUGUUCAUCCCCCCAGAGGUGGCACCAUCUAGUCCUUCUUCCUCCACCUCCAAAGACCCUCAGUGCACGGUUGUCUUUGACAGCGCUAAGGAGCUCUCAGUGCCUGUGUCUGAGGAUUUUGUGGAGUUUCUGUCUGAUGGGGCCGUGGCUAUCGAGGUGUAUGGCCACAAGCAGGCCAACCAUCGUAGAAACCUGGCACUGUGGGACCUCGGAGUGAUUCAAGCCAAGACCCGAUCCCUCAGAGAAAGGUGGAGUGAGGUGACACGCAGGGUGGAGUUGUGGGUACAGCUGAUGGAGCUGAACGAGGCUGGAGAGUUUACAGCAGUGGAGGUCCUCCCUGCUAAAGACGUACGCACUGGAGGAAUCUUCCAGCUCCGACAGGGUCAGUCCCGUCGGGUUCUAGUGGAGGUUCGUCCGGUACCAGACUCAGGCACUAUGCCACUCAUCACUGCCUCCAUCCUCUCAGUGACCAUUGGAGAUGUCAAAGUCCGACAAACACGAAACACCAAAGGCAGCGAAACACAAUGGGGUGGGGAUGAAGAAAUGGACAGCUACCAGGAAGUUGACCUGGAGAGGAUGAGGGAGCAGUGGCUCGACAUUCUCACGCAGAGACAGGAAUAUCUGGACCAGCAACUACAGAAGAUGGUUUCUAAACCAGAUAAGUCCGAGGACGAUGUCGAAAGAGAGUCACAGCUGCUGGAGUGCCGUCUGACUCUCACUGAGGAACGCACUGCUGUUCUGGUGCCAUCAGCUGGCAGCGGCAUCCCUGGAGCUCCAGUAGAGAGUACCACCAUCAGAGUCCCUGUCCCUGGUAUGGAAACCCACAUCCCUGUCCUGUUCUUGGAUCUCAGCGCUGAUGAUUUCCAGUCCAGCCUUUCAGCCCCACUGGCUGGUGGUUUGGAUGCUUUACUGAGUGGAGAGGAGGAUGACGACUUCUUCGACCUUCACAUUGUUAAACACUUCGAGCCUGAGAUAAAAGUGGAGGCUUCGUGGGACUCAACAAUCCAUGACUGCCCCCAGCUGAGCCGGGUCACGUCAGCAGACCAGAGGGUCUACCUGACAGUGAGAGCAGUGGUGCAGCUGAGCCACCCAGCCCACAUGCAGCUGGUGCUCAGGAAACGCAUCUGUGUAAAUGUCACCGGGAGGCAGGGUUUUGCUCAGAGUCUGCUGAAGAAGAUGUCUCAGCGCAGCACCAUCCCAGGCUGUGGAGUCACCUUUGAGAUUGUUUCUAACAUCCCAGGCGACAUCCACGGUCCAGAGGACAGAGAGAUGUUGGCGAGGCUGGCUGCCAGCACUGAGGAUGACCAAUCAGCUGACAGCGAGGCAGCCAUAGAGAAAUACCUCCGCAGCGUCCUGGCUGUGGAGAACAUCCUCACUUUGGACAGGCUCAGACAGGAGGUGGCUGUGAAGGAACAACUGUCUGUCAAAGGAAAAUCUCACAGACGCUGCUUAAGCUCUCCAAACAUCAACCGGCUAUCAGGCAGCAGUCUGGACCUCUACUCCUCCCAUCAUACACUCAGUGACUUGAAGGGCUGGGAGAGCCACCAGGAUCUUUCUCUGGCGCCUCCUUUGGCCAAAAAUACACUGUCAAGCUCCAAAUCCCAGACCCUGAGCCCAGACACAGUACAUUCAGGCUUUGCUGCAUCCUAUCUCCCUCCAGUCAAGGCUGUACCCAAGCUGCUGAAGUCUCUGCUUCCCGGUGGGAAGGAAGAUAUGAAAGAACGGACAGCUGUCCAUCAUCAGAAUGUGCCUCACAUCAUGGUGCAAUCAGCCAGUGUUGAGGAGGGUCUGAGCAAACAUACAUAUCCAGUUCCUAUUGAGGAAAUCUUUCCUCCUGACAUCCACAGAGAGAGUCCAAAGUCCGUUCCCCUACCGCCUCCCAUCAUCCCAGAGACAGAAGAAUCCACCCCUAGCCCUGUUAGCGAAGCAUCCAGCGGAUACAUCUCAACUAGCAUAUCUACUGCAACCUUAUCAGAUGUCUAUACUCUAAGCUGGGACCUUCCACCUUCAUCUGGUUUUGAUGCGGUACCUGAUGAGGAGGAAGAGGAAACUAGAGGCAGACAGUCUCUGCUGUUUUCAGAAAUCAAACCAGCUGAAGAAAGGACUGACUUGCUACCAUUGAAACCAUAUGAUAUCCCAACAGAUUCAAACUGGAAUCAACAGGAACCAAAUGGGUCUCUUUCUGGACAGUUGAAGGAGCAAAGCGGGUCAGCAAUAGUAUCAGACUCUCCAGGCCAAACAAAACUGAUGCAAGACUCAAUAAUGGAACAGUCCGAGUCAAAAGAAAUGGACAGUCCUGAGCCCAUCAACCCUUAUCCCUUAGAAAAGAAGAAUGAAACCAAGCCAACCGAACUUCCAGUAGACCAAUUGGACGCUGUUUCAGCAGAGGAAGUCCAGAUAGCAGCCACAGAAAUACCACUCCACGAUGAAGAACAACCUCGAGAAAACCUGUUUGAAACAAUCAACCUACAGCCUCAACAACCUGAGGGACAGCAAAAAGCUGAACUGCCACUCAACUAUCAACAACAAUUGCAAGAAGAUCAGUCUGAAACAAGCAUCCUACAGCCUCAACAACCUGAGGGACAGCAAAAAGCUGAACUGCCACUCAACUAUCAACAACAAUCGCAAGAAGAUCAGUCUGAAACAAACAUCCUACAGCCUCAACAACCUGAGGGACAGCAAAAAGCUGAACUGCCACUCAACUAUCAACAACAAUCGCAAGAAGAUCAGUCUGAAACAAACAUCCUACAGCCUCAAAAACCCAAAGAAGGGCAAGAAACUGAACUGCCACUCCACUAUGAACCACAAGAACCACAAGAUCAGUUCAAAACAAACAACCUACCGCCUCAACAACCCGAAGAAGCCCAAGAAACUCUCCACAGCGUUCAAGAAAAAGCUCUUGACGUCGUUCCCAGUGUGCUCGAAGUCUUGGAUCCAACUCCUGCCAAAUCUGGAGAUCUUGUCCCUGUAGCUUCCUCUGAGGAACAAACAAAUCCUGAGGAUGUAAACCCUAAUCCUACAUCCAUCCCAUUUUCCUUAUCAAGCAGUGAAGAAGCUCAUCAGGAUCAACCAGACAGCAUAACGACGACCGCCACAGCACCAGAUCCUUCUCCAUCCGCUGUCAAGUCUUCAAAACCAGAUUCCUCAGCGGCAAACCCCUUCAAGAUCCAGAAAGUGAAGUCUUCAGAUCUCAAGUCUUUUCAGGAAAUUGUAGGUGAAGAGGAGGACAAGGUUACUGAUCGUUUGUCUGUGCCAAUGGAAAGCCUGGAAAUAAUCUCUGAUUCUGAGGAAGGAGAUGCAGCUGCUGAUACUCUUCCUGACUGGAUGAAAGAAGGGGAGUUUGUGACUGUGGGGACCAAUAAAAGCGGAACCAUCCGUUAUGUUGGACCCACAGAUUUUGCAAAGGGUACCUGGGUUGGAGUGGAACUGGAAGUACCAGCAGGGAAAAACGACGGUUCGGUUGGUGGCAAGCAUUACUUUCACUGUAACCCUGGCUAUGGUGUGCUGGUAAGGCCAGACAGGGUCACUCGCGGCGGUGUCAAGCGCCGUCGCCAGCAGCAACAGCAAAAGCGUCGCAGUGCCAACUUGUCUGGAUCAAGUCCAAACUUGGCAGCCCUUACCGCUCUCGCCAAGGGUGAGGGUGGUGGAGCGACAACCGGCCGGAGCAGAGGAGACAACCGUAAAUCUUGGAACACGUGAUCGGUCGGUGUAAGUUUAAUGACUGAUCGAUCACCCACAUGAUGCAGCCUGUCAAUGAUGUAAUCAGGUUAACUUUUGUUAAGACUUUCUGUGGAAUAUUUAAAAUGAGCUGAUCUCCUAGUGGCGUUUCUGCAUCUCGCCCUACAGCAAGACUGGACUCCAAAGAUAAGUAUUAAAGUAUCUAUUGGGAGGAAAAACUAUUUUCAUCUUCUUUAUUAUACUUAAUAUAUUUUGUUGAAAAACAAAAUAUUCAAGAAAUAUUGAAUGUUUUAUAAGAAUGUCUACCAUAUUAUUUUUGUAAAUGUGAUGAUUUUUGAUUUCAUUUUUAAUUGUAGCUAUUAGAAAAUCAAUCAAAGGAUUAUCUCUAAACCAGCACAUUUUUGUUUUAGUAUACUACUGCAUCACUUGCUAGGGAAAUACUUUGGACAGAUUCAUAUAGAAACCCCACAUCCAAAAAAGUUGGGACAUUAUAUAUAAUAUAUACAAAAUUAGAAUACAGUGAUUUGUAAUAUUUUCAACUUGUAUUCAGUUGAAUACAGCAAAAAGGCAAGAUAUCUAAUGUUCAAAGUGAUGUUUUUAUGAAGUAUACAUACAUUUUGAAUUUAAUGUUUGUAACUCGAGGCACUCCAGGUAAUCCAUCUGCUAGGGCAGGGGUGUCAAACUCAAUCACAGCAGGGGCCGGAUUCUGGAUUCAGGACUAACCUGAGGGCCUAACAGGGUCACCUUUUUAAACAUAAAUUCUCAACCUUCAACUUUU
This is a messenger RNA of Cheilinus undulatus (humphead wrasse), 7401 nucleotides long. RefSeq names its product kinesin-like protein KIF13B. Gene Ontology annotation, cellular component: adherens junction. The transcript has 43 exons. Gene Ontology annotation, biological process: regulation of protein localization; microtubule-based movement. The record is from RefSeq and is a predicted model, not a curated record. Gene Ontology annotation, molecular function: cell adhesion molecule binding; microtubule motor activity; microtubule binding. NCBI's taxonomy places the organism in Eukaryota, Metazoa, Chordata, Actinopteri, Labriformes, Labridae. Bases 210 to 6644 code for a protein of 2144 amino acids.